AUGUACGGCGGCGAGGGUUACGGCGCAACUGGCAGAGAGGGGUAUGGCGGAGGCGGCGGGUGUCCGCCUGAGGAGAUUUACGGACGGGCAUACGGGGGACGGGGAGCUGGGAGGUACGGGGGCGGGGAAGUUGGCUGGGGAUACGGCGGAGGGUAUGGGGGAAGCUACGGGGGUGGAUACGGGGGAAGCAUGGAGGCAGGGGACGGGCAUAGAGGAGCAAUGGGAGCGGAAUGGGGAUAUGCAGAAGGAAGUGGAUGGGAGGGGAGGGGGGAAGGGGGAGCUCUUGGGGGCAUCGCGGGGCACGGUGGGGAAGGCAUGGGGGACUCUCUGCGCCGUCGGGGGAAUGGGGAGAUGGGGCUGGCCGAAGGGGAAGGCGGGGAGGCGGAGGAGAAGGGGAAGAAGGGCGGAGGCUGGUGGCGGUUGUUUGGGGGAAGAAAGGGCGGAACGGGGGAGAAAGGCGGGGAUGUGGGGCGAGGCGAACAAGAAAGGUGGGAGGAAGGUGCGGGGGAGGGGGGGGAAGCGCGGCAGCAAUGGGGCGUGGGGGGGUAUGGGGGCUACCCAUUGGGCAUGGGGGAGGAGGUGGGAGGGUGGGGGUAUGGCAUGUAUACGGGGGGAGGAUACGGCACACAUGCGGGAGGAGGUGGUGAGAUGUACGGGGCAGGGGGGUAUGGGGCAGGGGCUUAUGGGGAAGGAGGAUAUGGGGCAGAGGGGUAUGGGGAGGGAGGAAAUGGGGCAUGGGGAUAUGGGGAAGGUACAUAUGGGGAAGUGGAAUGGGCAGGGGCGCAUGAGGCAGGGCAUUACAGCGGCGUUGUGAGGGGAGAGGGCGAAGUGGGAUCUAACGGGGUGGCGGAGCUGGGUGCUUCUCACGGCCCUGCUGCUGCUGCUGCUGGUGCUUCCGGUUCUGCUGCUGGUGCUUCCGGUUCUGCUGCUGGGGCUUCUGCUGCUGGUACUGGUGGAGGGGCGGAGCAGCCAAGGCGGUCAAGCGUGGGGGAUGCAGGAGAGGGAAAUGGGGGCGCAGCAGUGGGCGGGCAGGAGAGGGAGGGCAGUGCGGGCAGCGGAGCGGUGCUUGCAGGGACGGCGAUCGGAGGGGCGGAGACACAGGCGGCGAGGGCAGCAGGGGUGGCAGGGGCAGGCGUGGCAGUGGAGGGCGUGAUGACGACGGGGCUGACGACAGCGGGGUUCAAGGUGCGGCGGCGGGGGCGGCCCGUGGUGCAUGGCAGGGCGUCGGGGUACGACGAGGACGAGGCGUGGAGCCCUGGAGGCGACCGCAGUGGCGCGGCAGGGUGGGGUGUUGAGGAGAGGGCGAGUGUUAAGGGGGGGGACGGGAGUGUGGAGGCGGGGGGAGCAGGGAGUGAGGAAGGGGACGGCGGGGAUGGAGAAAGUGGGGAAUCGGGAGAAGAGAGGAGUGUGGGUUCAGGAGAUGGGGAGGAUGAGGAGGGCAGCAAAGGGGAGGGGAGCAGAGAGGGCAGCGAUGGUGCAUCAGAGGGGGAGGCGAGGGAGGGCGAGAGGGCAGGGGAGUCACGGCAGGAGUGGGAAUGUGAAGCCUCGCCAGGAGCGUGGGGGCAGUACCCCUCUCCUGCGCCUCACCACUACGCACCGCCCCACCCAGCCUUCCAGCACCCCUGGGAGCACCAACGCCCCAACGAUCCCUGGCAGACACAUGGCAGGCAGGCACAGGGGGGACACCCCUCACCUGCAGCGCACGGCUCGCACCCACAUGACCCCUGGCAGCAGCACGGCGCGCACUCACAUGCCGCCCAGGGGGCUUACCCUGCCGCUCACCACCCCCUCCCUGCCGCUGCUGCUGCUGCUGCCACCGCUGUUGCCCCUGCUUCUGGGUCGCACACCCCCCUCACACGCAGCCCUGGUCCGCCCCCACACGCGAUUCAGCCCCCUCAAGGCACCGCUGCAGGGGCAUGGGGAGGGGCAGGGGUUGGGCCAUGGGGAGGGGGAUGGGGAGGAGCGGCGGGGUGGGGAUGGGGAGGGGCAGGAGGGGAGGGAGGCGUGCAUGCGUUGAGAGGAGGGCCGGGGGGAGGCAGGGGAGGGGCACCUGGCAGUAGAGGGUUGCGGCGGGGGAGACAGGCCGGAGGGGGGAACGAGAAGGAUUCAGGCAGCGACCGGGGCGAGGGAGAGGGGAGAGGCGGAGCAGGGGAGAGGAAGGGCAGGGCGUGCUCUCCGGAGGUAGGAGGCGCCGAGGGGAGGAGGCGGCGAGCAGGCAAGGCAGGGUGGUGGGCGGUGCAGUGGCAGCUGUGGCGGCUGCAGCCCCGGCGCUCCCUGCUGCUGCAGGGCGGCCUUGCAGCCCUGGCGCUGCUGCUGCUCGCUGCCACUCUCGCCUCCCUCACUGCCUUGUGGGCGUGGGGAGGGGGGGAUGGCGGAGGUGGGGAGCAAGGAGAGGGCGGGGGGGGAGUGGGGCUAGGGGAGGUGAGGACGUGGGGAGGGGAGGGGAGAAGGGUCCAAGGGGCAGGGUUGACGCCAGGGAGACGCAGGUGGGGGAGGGGGAGGGGCGAGAGAGGAAAGGGUUUGCCUCGAGUGGCGCUGGGGCGUGCAGCGGGAGCGAGUGAGGCGGGGCGGCGAGGCACGGACGUGUAUGAGGCGAGCAGUGUGGGCGAGCGGAUGGGCGAGUGGGACGAGCAGGCGGGGCUGGAGGUGCAUGUGGGCACGGCGGCACCGCCCCUGCACGGAGAUAGCCUCACCUCCGGGGGGGAGGUGAGUGGGAAGGGCGGGGCAACAGCAGAGGGGCCAUCAGGAGCGGGGCGGCAGUGGUACGUGGCGGUGCACGUCGCCCACGCCAUGCAGACGUGGCCUCGCCUCGACUUCUCCCUCUCCGACGCCUUCCAGGUGCCCUCUCAUGCUCAUAAGUGGCUGGAGUUCGCCCGCUACAGCGGCGUGGCGCACGUGUUUUGGUACGACAUGGCGGACGACCCGCGGGAUCGCAUGGAGGUGGCGUUGGAGCGGUACGAGCGGGACGGCUUCAUCACGUACCACCACUUCCCCUCACUCGCGCCUUCCCUGCCCGCCCACCACGGGGCCAGUCCCCGCGACCAGGCGCUGCACCACUGCCUCACGCACCACGGCAGCUCUGUUGUCUGGCUGCUGCCUCUCACCCCGGUGGACUACCUCUCUGUGCCGCCCGACAUCAAGCCGGGCUUCGCCGACCGCUUCCUGCGUGCCUACGAGGCCCGCCGCCCAUCCGCGUCCCAGCUGCUGCUGCAAACCUUUCUCUUCCUCGGUUUCCCCCAGAACGCCUCUGCUCUCCUCAUCCAGCGAUACCAGCGCCGCACCAACCACUCUGACGGCGUGUCCCUCAGUCCUCAGGCUCGGGUCGUGCCUGUGGUCCGGCCGGACCUGGUGGCUCGGGUGCUAUGGCGCAACCCGAGUCACCUGCUCAUGACAGGUGGCAGCACUAUGGCGCUGCCAGCUGGCGCCAUGCGGGUGAACCGAUUUGCGAGUGCGCUGCAGCAGAUGCCAGGCACAGGCACCCAGCGUGGGACGGACAUGGUAGUCGACACCUCGCUGCAGCCGUUGGUGCCGGAGCUGGCGAUGAUGCUCGAGAGGAGCCAGCAGGCAGGCAGACUCAAACUCCCCGGUGCCACUGCACAUGGCACUCUCGGUGGCUUUAACUG
Messenger RNA from Closterium sp. NIES-65, 3623 nucleotides. The record is from the annotation of a GenBank genome assembly. NCBI's taxonomy places the organism in Eukaryota, Viridiplantae, Streptophyta, Zygnematophyceae, Desmidiales, Closteriaceae.